UAAAAUUUCUUCUGUACAUGCGCGGCGUAAGUAGUUGACCAUGAGUAUCAUCCAAACUCCCCUUCUGCUCCUUGCUCUCCUCCUCGCGGGCAUGUCCCUUGCCCGCGGCGACCUCUACGGGAACCAGUCGCCACCGCCGCCGCCGCGGGGGCCAGCUCCACCACCGCCGUUCCGGGUGAAGGGGAAGGAGUUCCCGCCGGAGACGACGGUGUGCAACGACAACUCGACGCGGUGCUUCGGAAGGACACUGACGUGCCCGGCGGAGUGCCCGCAGUUCAAGCCGGCGGACCCCACAGCCAAGGGCUGCUUCGUGGACUGCAACGACCGAAAAUGCGAGGGCGGAAUUUGCCGCCACCGGAAGCCGAACUGUGACGGCAACGGUGCCAGUUGCUAUGACCCGCGGUUCGUUGGCGGGGACGGAGUGAUGUUCUACUUCCACGGCAAGGCCGGUGGGCACUUCGCGCUCGUCUCCGACCCGAACCUCCAGAUCAACGCCGGCUUCAUCGGCCUCCGCCCCGCCGGCCGCCGCCGCGACUUCACCUGGAUACAGUCCCUCGGGCUCCGCUUUGGCCGCCACUCCCUCACCCUCUCCGCGACCCCCGCCGCCUUUUGGGACCCCCACGCCGACCACCUCUCUCUCUCCUUCGACGGCCGCCCCGUCCCCCUCAACGUCGGCCACCUCUCCUCCUGGUCGCCGGCGCCGGCCCCCUCCCCUGGCCUCUUUGUCGAGCGGAAUGGCGCCGUCAACACCGUCAUCGUCACGCUGGCAGGCGUGUUCGAGAUAAAGGCUUCUGUGGUGCCGGUCACGAAGGAGGACAGCGCGGUGCACCGGUACGGCGUGCCGGACAACGACUGCUUCGCGCACUUGGCUGUGCAGUUCAAGUUCUUCGGGCUAUCGGAGAGCGUCGAGGGGGUGUUGGGGCAGACGUAUCGGCCGGGGUUUGAUAACCCCGUGAAGCGCGGGGUGCCGAUGCCGGUGAUGGGCGGCGAGGACCGGUACGCAACGUCGGGGCUCCUCGCCUCCGACUGCCGCAGCUGCAUAUUCUCCCCCGCACCUGCCGCGGCAGUCGCUGGGCUCGUCGAGGUGUCUAAGUCAGUGUUCGACUGCACCGGUAAAUCCGGUGGCGGAUACGCCGUGGUUUGCCGGAGGUGAGGGACUUGCAUGCACGCACGUACACGUGCAUGAGAAUUGCAUGCAUGCAUGGUUGAUUUUGGUGAAUAAGGUGGUUGGAUUAAGAAGUUAAUUACAUAUAAAUAUACUGAUCGAGGAUGAUGAUGAUGAAGAAUACAAAUUAUAAUUUAGUAAGAGAAGAAGAUCAUGUAGAAUUGAUAUGUUGUUGGGGUUUUAAUAUUAUUCUUUUGCGUUUCGUAAGUUGUGUGUUACUUUAAAAAGCUA
Messenger RNA from Ananas comosus (pineapple), 1396 nucleotides. RefSeq lists its product as uncharacterized. The record is from RefSeq and is a predicted model, not a curated record. The transcript is spliced from 2 exons. The coding region runs from base 41 to 1153 and encodes 370 amino acids. Lineage: Eukaryota; Viridiplantae; Streptophyta; Magnoliopsida; Poales; Bromeliaceae.